Molecule: messenger RNA, 6191 nt
Organism: Perca flavescens (yellow perch)
Lineage: Eukaryota; Metazoa; Chordata; Actinopteri; Perciformes; Percidae
Gene: fcho2
Product: FCH and mu domain containing endocytic adaptor 2
Exons: 30
Coding region: 279-3524 (1081 amino acids)
Biological process (GO): clathrin-dependent endocytosis; synaptic vesicle endocytosis; clathrin coat assembly
Cellular component (GO): clathrin-coated vesicle; cytoplasm; clathrin-coated pit
Source: RefSeq, a predicted model, not a curated record
CACAGCGACGGCCAGUCGUUUGCAUUUACCGCCAUCGGUAGCGCUGUUUCGUCCACCAAAAAGUCUACAUUUCUACGGGAAGAAACCAUAGGGGAGAGACGCAAUACAGCAGAGUGGUGGAGGUGGAGUCUGUAGGUGGGGAGGGAGAAGAAAGGGGAGAGAAGGAAAACGGGGAAAGGCAGACAGAAAAGAAACUGGGGGAGGACGCUGGAUGAUUUACGCUUUAAAAGUUGCAUUACAACAAAUUCCAGAGUUGCGGUGAAGAGGAAUAUAACAAGAUGAUAACGCCCUAUUUCCUAGAGAAUUUCUGGGGUGACAAAAACAAUGGCUUUGAUGUGCUCUACCAUAACAUGAAGCAUGGCCAAAUUUCCUCCAAGGAGUUGACAGACUUCAUCAGAGAAAGGAGUACUAUUGAAGAGGCCUAUGCCAGGUCUAUGACCAAACUUGCCAAGUCAGCUGGCAACUUUUCUCAGCUUGGGACUUUUGCUCCAGUUUGGGAUGUGUUCAAGACCUCAACUGAAAAGCUUGCCAGCUGUCACAUGGAGCUAGUGAGGAAACUACAGGAACUUAUAAAAGAUGUUCAGAAGUAUGUGGAAGAGCAGGCCAAAGCACACAAAAAGACAAAAGAAGAGGUGGCGUCCACCCUGGAGGCCGUACAGAACAUCCAGACCACCUCUCAGGCUCUGCAGAAGUCCAAGGAGAUCUACAAUGCCAAAACUGUGGAGCAGGAGCGCCUCCGCAAAGAGGGGGCCACCCAGAGAGAUGUGGACAAGGCUGGAGUGAAAGCCAAAAAAGCCACAGAGACCUACAAGUCAUAUGUGGAGAAAUAUGCCGCAGCUAAGUCAGAGUUUGAACAGAAGAUGACAGAAACUGCACAGAAAUUCCAAGACAUUGAAGAAAACCACAUUCUCCACUUGAAGGAGAUCAUUCGGUCAUACUCGCAGUCUGUCGACGAAACACACAUUCAAAUAGGAGAGGUCCAAAAUGAAUUUGUGAGGAACAUUGAGAACACCUCAGAGGAGAGCUUAAUACAAAAACUGGCGGAGAGCAAAGGAACGGGCAAGGAGCGACCAGGACCCAUUGAGUUUGAGGAGUGCAAUGCCAGUAUUGCAACUGAAGGUAUGUCUAAUAACAAAAUUAAAGGUGCCAAACCCAGAAAGAGGAAGCCAUUUGGCAUCCCCGGUCGUAGGAAAGACAAGGACACAGAUUCCACGGAGUCUACAGAAGUCGAAGCUGCUAACACUGCCAAUGGCGCGCCCCCUGGAUACUAUGGGGCCAUAGACAUCCAGAAUGCUAAUAUUCCCCAAGUUGAUGAAGAGGGCUUCUGUAUCAGACCGGAAGGAAAUGAAAACGAUGCCAAAGAGAAUUCCUUCUAUUCGUCCAGUGACUCAGAGGAUGAAGAUGAACCCAGGAAGUUCCACGUAGAAAUCAAGCCCGUUCAGCCAAACAACGGCCCGCAUCAGAACCGAGCCACCAUCGACGAGCUUAAAGCCUCCAUUGGAAACAUCAUCCUGUCACCCUCGACCUCGGGACAGAUGCGGAGGAACCAGUCUAGUGAUGAGCUGGCAAAACCCAGAGUGCCAACACCAUAUGAACUGACGCACAACGACCUUCUGUCUCUGGACCCGUUCGGCCCAACUCUGGCAGCAGGCUCCUCUUCCUCGGUGUCCUCAUCAACAGACCUUGCCUCUAUCUUCCUUUCAAUCCCUCCAUCUCCAUCUUUUCUGAUGAAUGACUCAGACGUCUUUCUGCCAGAGGCCUCAGCUGAGGCGGUGACACAGCGGGAGUGCUCCCCUCCCCUGGCAGAGAGCCAACAAUCCAAAGAUGUCUCCUCUUUCUCCUCAUCCACAUCCUCUCCCUGGGACUCGCCAGAAAACCCUUUCCAAGCACUCAAGCCCAUACCAGCGAGGGCCCAGAGCGCCCCCAUCACCCUGCCCACCGAGCCAAUUGACCCCAUCAAAAGCCCGGCUGCGGCCAGCCCUCCGAAGAGCGUUGACGCCUUCUCCUCCGUGUCGUGGUCCCAGAGCCAGUGGAUCGCCUUCAGUGAUAAUUUCACUCCAGCUCGCCGUCAGGGCUCGGGGUCGUCUGUGAAGGAGCUCCAGAGGCCUCAGGCCGGCUCCGGCUCUGGCAGGUCAAGUCGCUUCCUCUCCGAUGACUCUGCUGACGCCUACUGCAAAGCGGCGGGCAGCGGAGAAGACGGCAACCCCGGUUUCUCUGAUGUCUUCUCUGGGAUUACAGAUAGGGCGAUGGCAGCAGCUCCAUCAGGCAAAACAUUCACUGUGCCAGUACCAAACCGGCCAACGACCCCGCUGACCGCCGGAGCCCUGGUACCCCCACCACGACCCUCCUCCAGGCCCAAACUCCCCACAGGAAAACUCACAGGAAUCAACGAGAUUGUACGGCCGUUCAGCCCACACAAGACAUCGAACGCCAGCCCUCCUCCUGCUGCACCACUCGCCCGGGCAGAGAGCUCCUCCUCCUUGUCCUCAAAUGCCUCACUCAGCGCCGCCAACACCCCCACUGUUGGAGCCGAGCACACCUUUGCUCUGCCCCUCUCCUCCCCAGAGCCAGAGCUGCUCUCCCCCGCUCCUUUCUUUGUCCAAAGCCAAAAGGACGAUGUGUUCAUAGCGAAGCUGCCUACCUUUGAGAAGCGGUGUGAAACACCAGCAGGGACGUCUCGCGGUCCCAGCCCUGUGACCCUGGCAUCCCAAGAUGCUUUGCCCAUUGCCGUGGCCUUCACAGAAUCGGUUAAUGCUUACUUCAAAGGAGCUGAUCCCACUAAGUGCAUUGUGAAGAUCACAGGAGACAUGACUUUGUCGUUCCCCAUGGGCAUCAUCAAGGUGUUCACCACCAACCCCUCCCCGGCCGUGCUCACCUUCAAACUGAAGAACACCAGCAGGUUGGAGCAGAUCCUACCCAACCAGCAGCUACUAUACAGUGAUCCUUCCCAAAGUGACUCAAAUUCCAGGGACUUCUGGUUCAACAUGCAAGCGCUGACGUCCUACCUCAGAAAAGCCUCAGAGCAAAACCCUACAGCUUCCUACUAUAAUGUGGACAUCCUAAAAUACCAGGUGCAGUCUGAUGGGAUCCAUUCCACUCCUCUCAACCUGGCCAUAUACUGGAAGUGUACACCGAGUACAUCAGACCUGCGGGUAGACUACCGCUACAACCCGGAGUCCAUGGCCUCCCCCGGUCCACUCUCCAACGUACAGAUCUUAGUGCCUGUUGACGGAGGAGUCACCAACAUGCAUUCUCUGCCUAACUCCAUCUGGAAUCCAGAGCAGAAUAAGUGUCUAUGGAAGCUCAGUGAAAUCUCAGAAAAGUCUGAAAAUGAAGGCGCCGGGUCCCUGAGGGCCAAGUUUGAACUGUCAGAUGGGCCAUCGAACCCCUCCACUCUGGCAGUGCAGUUUAUGAGUGAGGGGAGCACCCUGUCAGGAGUGGACAUGGAGCUGCAGGGGUCUGGAUACAGACUUUCCCUCAACAAGAAGAGAUUUGCCACAGGACGUUAUAUGGCAGAUUGCUGAGGUGACCCGCCACUCUGGUUCUGAUGAAAUAAAAUCUUGUUUGACACAAAAGUUGGCAACUUUGCGAGGCUUCCUGAACCUCUGAAUCCAUCUGAGCUUUUGCCCGGGAGGCGAGAAUCUCACUACAAUAAAAAAAAAAACAGCACUGAGUAUUGAACACUGUUUAAAAAAAACUAAAAAAAAAAAAAAAAAAAAAAAAAAAAAAAGAAUUAAAGAAGACUAAGAUGAGCUUUCAGGAAAUGUGUAGAUAUGAAGUCUAAUGAUGCUUUCUGAUCAAUUCACUUUUGUAUAGUCAGAAACAAUUUAUGGAUUAGAUAUAAAUCUAUAUUGUAUUUUAAAUCAUAAAAAAGGUGCACUAACAAUUUAUCAGAUGCUCUUCUUCCUCUUAUAUUCAUUUUUUCCAAGAGCCUAUAAGGAAUAUAAAACAAAACCAUGUCUGCGUGGAAGAGAAGAAAAGGUUUCUCCCUCUUGGCCUCUGAACUGUAAAUAUUAACACGGAUUAUUCUGCUCGACCAGCUCUGACUCAACGCUCAAAUCAGCUUUGUUUACUGAUCUUUCUACUUUUCCUCCUCAUGAUUUGUCUUCUUUUCGUCACGUGCAUUGAAUCAAUGAAGGUCGAAUCUGUCUUAAACAGUACUCACGCACUAAUGCACAAGCUUGAUCUCUUAAACUAACAUUGAAGUGCUUUCAAACUAAUGCAAAAAAGAAUCUGACCUCAGUGCCUCCUCUUAUACUGCAGAUCAACAGGCAUCAGAAGUGUGUCAAUGUUUUACCCAAAUUUGGGUUUCCAGAUUUAAGCUACAUUUCUCUGUGAUAAAAUGCAUGGAGAUUUUUUUUUAAACAAUCACUAAUGGGGUCUGUGAUCAGUGUGGUCUUUUUUUUAGAAUUGAACUUUUUUUCCCUUGUAAAUUCCCCUUCCAGUCAUGGCUUGUAUUUAAAAAAGAUAUAUACUUUAUGAAACAAUUCUCAGCAAUCUUGACUGUAAAACAUAAAUGGUAGAUGCUUUAAAAACAAAGAAUCAAGGGACAUUGCCCCAAAUUUCACUUGCAGCCUUGUUUUUUAAACUGGCUUUUUUUAUCACACUUCUGUGCCCCAUAAAUGGAGAAAUGUGCCUGAAUCGAAAUUUUCUCUAAUCUUUUUUGUAUAUUACAGCACAGUCAAUGAGAAUAGCACCAACAUUGUGCCAGUUGUUUUUUUAUUUUUACUCCUUUUAUUUGGAUGUUGAAGGGAAAAUGUCUCCUCUUUUUACAACCCGACUGUCUUCCAAAAACAAAGGGGUCAUGUUUGCCUUCUGUGAUUGAGUUUAAUCAUCAAGCCCUUUUAUAUCUUGCCUUUUUCUAAUAGUUUCUAACGCUCGUCAGUUGAACUUAGCCCCUCACACAAUCACUGUGCAGUAGAUGAUGUAAGUGAGUAGCAUUAGCACAAUAAGGCCAAAUUAAUGAUCGUAAUGCCUUCUCACAACUACUCGACACUCAAUAAUCCAGUGUUGUUAAUUGGGGUUAGAUAUUGUGGCACAGUACUGCCAUUGCCCUUUGAAACAUUACUGGCCUGUCCUGCCUCUCACCCAGUGCAUGCUGGGAUAAAACUUUUGCAACUAUAAACAGCACAAGUGGGUAUGGAAAAUGGACGGACGGAUGGAUGGAUGGAUGGAAAAUGUCCUCUUGGUGCUUCAUUCUUCACUCUUUUACUAAUGAAGGCUGCUGCUGUAGAGGCUGUUGUGCUCCUUAAUGGAGUAUUUCUAUGUUUUACAUUGACCUCAACCAUGUAAUGAUCCUAAAAUUGGUAAAUGUGCUGGUAUGUGACGUGUGGAGACGCGAUUAGUUAGUUGCCUGGAAGCUGUGAUUGAAAAUUGAUGAAACUUUUUAGGGCAGGGGUUUCAUACACUGUGCAUCAUGUGGCCAACUGACCUCUUAGAUAAGAUUUUAGGAAAUAUCUUUAAACACCAGGCUUAUUUUUUACUCUCUGCUUUUUAACUGACUGGUUUGUAGGAGAUUUAAACUCAUAUCCAUACUUGAUUCAUCCGAUGUCUCACUUGAUCAUUUAUUUGAUUUCAUCAUAUCUGGCCAGGGUGAUUAUCACCAUUUUUUUUAAAAACAUUUUUAAUGUUUUGUAAGCCUUUGAUAAUAAUCUAGAGGCAGACAUUCAUCUUAAAUGGAUGAUGCAAUAUACAUUUAAAUUGUGUCUGUUGAACUUAAAUUUUGUAUCUCACUCUGGACUUUAAUCAGCCAAAUGUUUUAAAUGAAUGAGUUUACAUAAAAUCCUCAGAUUGUAGCACCAGAAAUUUGUACAGUGAGAACAUGUCGCUCUGUGUUUUUUCUUAAUUAUAUCAGCGGUUUUGGUCCGAUGAGCCAAAUGCAUUAAAAAAGCAAGAACACACAUUCUGUAAUUGUGUUCAGUAUUAGCAAGCUGGUUCUUGCUGUCCCAACAAAACGUACAAAAUAAACUUACAAGGCUCCUUUUUUUCGUCACUUUCACCCAUGCCAUCUUUCUUUAUACAGUAUGUUGUAUUGAACAGAGUUUAAAGAGAGAAAAAUUGUGUAAAUGAUUCUCAUAAAUUGUACAUUUUUACCAAUAUCUCAGCCACUUUGUGUCUCGACUUUUAUGAUUUCUCAUUGUGCCUGUAUUAAAUGUGUAAUAUAUGAAUAUAUACAAAUAUAUUAAAAAAGA